Molecule: messenger RNA, 986 nt
Organism: Polistes dominula (European paper wasp)
Lineage: Eukaryota; Metazoa; Arthropoda; Insecta; Hymenoptera; Vespidae
Source: RefSeq, a predicted model, not a curated record
AUGAGAAAAAUUGUUAGCGAAUCAGCUCGGGAUCGACGAAUUUCAAUCGCUAAUGUAACUUCCUUAGAAAAUAUCAAAGCUAGAUUAAAAUUGCUCGAAGAAAAGAACGUUACGAUGCGAGAAAAAUGUUGUGAACUUUUUGCGGAAAAGGAAAACUUUAAAAGUUGUCUUGACAGAGAGAAAAGUAGAAACGAGGAAUUAGAGCAGAGGUUGACUUCGUUGCAAGCAACAUUAAUGGAGAAGGAAACAGAACUUGCUGAAAAAUCAAAUAAACUAUUAGAAAAUGACAUUAUAAAUAAAAUGGAAAAUAGUAGUUCUACCACCGAUAUUGUAGCAACUGUGGAAAAGGGUAUACAGAAUUGGUCCCUUUGCCAGGGAUGCCAGAACAAAUUGGAGAGCUGUACACAUGACAUACCGGCCGUAGCAAUUACAAGAUCGGAGCUGGAUAUCCUAGAAAGGGACAUGCAAGUCCUCAGAGACGCAGUGAUUGCAAGGGAACAAGCUUGGGACAAAGCAAUGGAACAGGAACAAACUUAUCGUCAGCAAAUACUCAGGCUAACAUGUGAGACUAUUACUAUACGUCACAUACAGGAAUCACGUGAACAAGAAUUAAAAACUAUUAAGGAUGUUUUGAAAGAGAGGGAAAACGACUUUAAGAAUCUGCAAAAGAGAGAGAACAGUCUGAGGAAGAUCGUAACAAAGCUUUACAAGCACCAAAGAGAUUCAGAAGGGAAUCUCGGAAAUUCUCCGGCGUUAGAAUUGACUGAAAAAGAGCAAAGAAUGAUCGAGGAGUGCUCGAGACAAGUAUUAUCCAGCUCGAAAGGAAAACAGAAAAUAAAAUCACGAUAUACAGUAAGUGAGAAGAAUAUGUCUACUGAAUCACAACGUACGAGUCCUCGAAAUAAUAGUAGCAAUAAUAAAAAUACGACUCAGGUUAAAGACUAAUAAUAAGAUUUCUUAAAAAAUAUCUAAUUUCAAAUCUCAAG